Atta colombica is the source of this 1861-nucleotide messenger RNA. RefSeq names its product putative deoxyribonuclease TATDN1. Gene Ontology annotation, molecular function: 3'-5'-DNA exonuclease activity. The record is from RefSeq and is a predicted model, not a curated record. The transcript has 5 exons. The coding region runs from base 544 to 1467 and encodes 307 amino acids. NCBI's taxonomy places the organism in Eukaryota, Metazoa, Arthropoda, Insecta, Hymenoptera, Formicidae. Gene Ontology annotation, cellular component: cytosol.
GUGCUUGACAUAUAUCAACAUUUACUUCCUUUUUUUAUUGAAGAUAGAAAAAGAAAACAAUACAAAAAUGAAUAUUUGUCAAACCAAUGAAGCAGAAUUAGAAAUCUUGCAUAUAUUACAAAUAUAUAUAACUAUAUAUUAUUAUAUGCAAUUAUAAUAUUACAUUACGGAAAAGAGAAUUAUACUGCCGAGAUGAAAAUUUCAUGCAGCUAUAGUAUUUUCAACUAGACUUCAAAACUCUCUAAUUUUUUUAGUUGCGUACGCGUUUCUGUAUUUUUAUUUUUGAAGAUAUCAAAGAUCAGGAUUCAGUAGGUCGGUAGUUGCUAUCAGUUGCUAUACAGGCUGAUCGAUGAUGCGCGGAAGCAAGGAUAGCGUCGGGAUGAUCACUACUGCGCAUGAAAACGUAACGUCAGUUCUUCAUUGGACUUCAUCCAUGUGUCGAUCCAGCCGGUUGAAACGGUGGACACCUGCUAACCUCAGCUAACCUCUCUGUCUAUCCUCGACCGGACAUCCGGACGAACAAUCUCCGCCUAGGAACGUUCCAUGCUUGCAGCUAGAAUGUCCAAUUUGCGGAAAUUUAUAGAUAUCGGAGCCAAUUUAACAGAUUCCAUGUACCAAGGAGUCUAUCAUGGAUCUCAGAAACAUCAACCAGAUUUAGAUAAAGUUCUAGAGCGAAGUUGGAAGAAUAAUCUCUCGAAAAUCAUCAUUACAGCUGGCAAUGUAGAAGAAAGCAAGAAAGCUCUUGAAAUAGCGAGAACUGAUGACAGACUGUAUUCGACGGUUGGUUGCCAUCCGACCCGUUGCAAUGAAUUCGAGGAGAGUAGCAAUCCAGAAGAAUAUCUCAAAUUAUUAUCGGACCUGGCGCUGAAUAACAAGGACAAAGUUGUCGCUAUCGGUGAGAUGGGCUUGGAUUAUGAUAGACUGAAUUUCUGCCCCAAGGAGACUCAAAAGAAGUACUUUGAGCUACAAUUGUCAUUGUGCUCCACAUUAAAGCUACCAAUGUUUCUGCACUGCCGCAACGCUAGUGACGAUUUUGUGCGAAUUCUGAGAAAACAUAAAAACGAAUUGACGCCGGGUGUUGUGCACUCCUUCGACGGUAACCCGGAGGAUGCAAAUUCCAUAUUGCAAUUAGGCUUGUACAUCGGCGUUAAUGGAUGCUCGUUGAAGACAGAGGAAAAUCUUUUCGCGAUCACUACCAUUCCUUCAGACAGGCUCAUGAUAGAGACUGAUUGUCCAUGGUGCGAGAUCAGGCCGACGCAUGCAUCCGCGAACGACGUUAUCACGCAUUUUCCAUCUGUGAAGAAAGAAAAAUGGCAAGCGGAUCAGAUGAUUAAAGGACGGAACGAACCUUGCACGAUAGUUCAAAUAUUGGAAGUUCUAGCGCGGAUCAGAGAUGAGGAAGAGGAAUACCUGUGCAAUCAAAUCUACAAGAAUACAAUGAAGCUCUUCUUCCCGUAUGAAUUAUAGUAUGCGAAUACUCGAUGCUACAAAAAUGCAAGCGAACUUAAAGUGCGUUGACGGAAUACGCAUUUUCAUGGAAGUAAUCAGGGAUAAAAGCUGUGAACGUGCACGCAAAACAGAGUGAAGAAAUUUAAAAGAAAAGGCACGCUGAAAUUUUAUUGAAGGGGGGAAAUAAGACAACUCAUUUUUACAUACGUGGCUUUAUGGAAGUGACUGUCACUAUCCACACACAGAUCUCUCUUCCCAUGUAAAACUUUAAUAUAUUCUUGUUAAAAUUAUAUUAUCAUAUCUCAUAUUCAUCUAUUGCAUUUCAUCGCUAUUAUUACCAUCAUUUCAUUAUUAUUAUUAUAUUAUAUUACGAUAUUUAUUAAUAUAUAUACUAUUCUGCUAUUCCUAAAAA